Stegostoma tigrinum is the source of this 3101-nucleotide messenger RNA. It is a transcript of the gene onecut3b, whose product is annotated as one cut homeobox 3b. Gene Ontology annotation, molecular function: RNA polymerase II cis-regulatory region sequence-specific DNA binding; DNA-binding transcription factor activity, RNA polymerase II-specific. The transcript is spliced from 2 exons. Gene Ontology annotation, biological process: regulation of transcription by RNA polymerase II. Gene Ontology annotation, cellular component: nucleus. The coding region runs from base 108 to 1436 and encodes 442 amino acids. The record is from RefSeq and is a predicted model, not a curated record. NCBI's taxonomy places the organism in Eukaryota, Metazoa, Chordata, Chondrichthyes, Orectolobiformes, Stegostomatidae.
CACACACACACACACACACACACACAGAGAGAGAGAGAGCUCGACCGAGCGGAUGGCUAGGGAUUGAUGCCUCCUUUUUCCUCACCUCUCUCUCCAACCCAGCGAGCAUGGAGCUUACAAUGGAAAACCUCGGGAAUAUCCACGGCGCCAGCCAAGCCAGCGACCUGAUGAACAGUUCCCACAAUCGCCAGGCGUCUCACCGGAGCCUGGCGCCUCACGGCCGGCCUGCCAUGGUGUCCAGCAUGGCUUCUAUCCUGGAAGGGGGAGAGUACCGGCCGGAUCCGAGCCUAUCAGGCCCCCUGCACCCGGCCAUGAGCAUGUCGUGUGAGAGUCCGCCCGGGAUGAGUCUGAGCAGUACCUACACCACGCUGACCCCUCUGCAGCACCUGCCGCCCAUCUCCACCGUGUCUGAGAAAUUCCACCACCCUCACCCUCACCACCAUCACCACCAUCAUCACCAUCACCCCCCACACCAGAGGCUGCCCGGCAAUGUCAGCGGCAGCUUCACCCUCAUGAGGGACGAGAGGGGGUUACCUUCCAUGGGCAAUCUCUACAGCCCCUACCACAAAGACAUGGCGAGCAUGGGGCAGCCGCUGUCCCCUCUCUCCAACGGACUGGGCACUUUGCACAACUCUCAGCAGCCCCUCACCCCUUACGGCGGGCACAUGGCCAACGAGAAGAUCCUGUCCCCCAGCGGGUUCGAGUCCCACGCUGCCAUGCUGUCCCGGGGAGAAGAGCACCUGGCCCGGGGACUGGCGGCUCCCGGAGCCGGCAUGAUGGCCCAUCUCAACGGCAUGCACCAUCACGGUCACCAUCACGGCCAGGCCAACGGCUCCCUGCUGUCCUCCGAGCGCGACCGCCAGCCGUCGGUGUCCGCCUCGCAAAGCGGAGGCUCCAACCAGGUCGAGGAGAUCAACACCAAGGAAGUGGCCCAGCGGAUCACCGCCGAGCUGAAGCGCUACAGCAUCCCGCAGGCCAUUUUCGCCCAGCGCAUCCUGUGCAGGUCACAAGGGACCCUCUCAGACCUGCUGAGGAACCCCAAACCCUGGAGCAAGCUCAAAUCCGGCCGGGAGACAUUCAGGAGGAUGUGGAAGUGGCUUCAGGAGCCGGAAUUCCAAAGGAUGUCAGCUCUAAGGCUUGCAGCUUGCAAGCGUAAAGAACAAGAGCAAAACCGAGACCGAGCCACGACUCCCAAAAAGCAGCGGCUUGUCUUCACUGAUCUCCAGCGUCGCACACUGAUUGCCAUAUUCAAGGAAAACAAACGGCCAUCCAAAGAAAUGCAGGUCACCAUUUCCCAGCAGCUGGGGCUGGAGCUCAACACAGUCAGCAACUUCUUCAUGAACGCCCGCAGACGAAGCAUGGACAGAUGGGUGGAUGAGCCGUCUACCACCACUGGGCCACCAGCGUCAGCUGCGAGCACUUUUACAAAAGCGUGACAGAGGAGAUAGUGGGCAAGCAAGCGUGCCUGCUACUACACUCUGAAAUUAAGACAAAAAAAAACAAAACAUAAAAAAGGCUUUAAACCAAAUAAAAACACAAUUUUUAAAAAUAAAUAAAUUCCAAAGAAAAUCAAAUCGGAGACACGUGUACACCUUGCUCCACGGCAGGGUUAUAAAGGAGCUGGUCGGGAGAUAAGUUGCACUGUGUCGCUGGCUGUUGAUGCGGGUCUGGAAGCACAUAAAAAGUACAUAUUCGGGUAAUUUUCAUGACAAACUCUCGCACUAUAAAGGUCAUUGUAGAAUAGCCUGUAUGAGGAAAUGACCUAGUCAUAGACUAAAUAUAUUUAAAAAAGUGUUUGUUGAUAUUUAAGUCUGGAUGGAAUUUGUUUCCUAAAUGUCUCUGUUACCAAAGAAGAUAAAAGAUACAAACUUUUUCAACAAGGAUUGGAAUCCAAAGCAACUCUUUGUCCCCAUUCCCUUCCCCCUCGGUCCUCAAACCACCCCCCCCCCAAAAGAAAAAGUAAAGAUUGAAAAUGAGUUGUCACUCAAUGGCUAGUUGCAGAAACGAAGAGAGAGAGAGGAAAACUUGUGCCAAUAGCAACAGCUGCCUUAAUGAUAAUCACAUUGCGAUGGUACGACAUGACUUGUUGUUGCAAUACCUACAAGAUGACUUGUGCCAUAUACUAUACCUAAAACAGAAUUUUCCACGAAAAACAAAAUCUUUUUUUUAAAUGUCUCGUGCUACUUCAUGAGGCAUAACACCACUGGAUACUGAAUUUUAAAAAAAAUGCGGGUAGAGUACCAUCUAAUGAUAAAGGUUCUUUUUCAAUGAACUAAUUCGCUUUGCUGUGGAAGUUAGGCACCUUGAUGAAGACGAAAUUAGUAUACUGAGAGAAAAAAACGACUUACCAGAUUCACAAAAGAAAAGAACCAAAAAUAACCAAACUUUUGGUAUGUAAGAGUAAUAACAUUAUGAUGAAUAGUACAUUGUCAAAAAUGAAUAUUAAGGUACUAUUGAAGAGGCACAGAUGGAAUGUCUGAUCGGUAUUUCGCUAAAACUCCUCUAAUGUUGUUUCUGUCUUGUUGUGAUGUGGUAAAGCUUGAUUCUUUAACCAAAUCUAGUAGUAUUAAGUGGGAAGCAAACCAAAAAAGGCUUCCAGUUGUGAACUUUGUAGAGACAUUUAUAGUGAGAACCAAAAAGGCUACCUCACUGAAUUUCAAUUGUGAUUUUAAAAUCACGUCUGAUACCAAAGAUUUCCUUGCACGAUCUGCGUUUUGUAACUUCUCCCGCACUCAACCUCUCAACCCUGUAAAUCGCAAAUACACCCUGAUAACAAAAUUCAUUAAACCUUUUACAGUGAUGCAGGAGACUACUAGUAGAGAGUGACCACAAGACGAGUGCCUUGCUUGAACCAAAGCGAUGACUAUUUGUAGACCUCUGUGCUUUGAAACUUGUGUAAACCUCAGUUUUAGAAGCAGAGUUUUCUGCUGAGCCUUUCGCCAUCCUACCUACGUUAUGGAGUUACAGGGGCACAUCUAAUCUUGCUGAGACAACUGAGUACAGUGGGCCGCACUGCCCUUGAAUUUAAUCUAACAGACCGGGUGUCAAGUUAUGUUGCCAAAAUCUGCCCCAGACAAAUGCAAUGAUUGCCUAAAGUUAUU